Messenger RNA from Entelurus aequoreus (snake pipefish), 5684 nucleotides. It is a transcript of the gene entpd4, whose product is annotated as ectonucleoside triphosphate diphosphohydrolase 4. The record is from RefSeq and is a predicted model, not a curated record. Gene Ontology annotation, biological process: nucleoside diphosphate catabolic process. The transcript is spliced from 13 exons. Gene Ontology annotation, molecular function: nucleoside diphosphate phosphatase activity. Gene Ontology annotation, cellular component: membrane. Bases 273 to 2126 code for a protein of 617 amino acids. Lineage: Eukaryota; Metazoa; Chordata; Actinopteri; Syngnathiformes; Syngnathidae.
GCGACCGGCUACCCCUUGUUGCCACAUACUCCCUCCAGCCGGCGCGUAUCUGGUAUCCUGAAGAUGGCAGUUGCUCGAGAAAAGGAAUUAAUUUGAUGUAUUUAUCCGCACGCAUGGCAUUUUGAAUGUGCUCUACGACAACUAUUCCAUAUUUGCUAAUAUGAGGAAAUGGGUGGGCGUGAGGAAAAUGGAGUAGAGCCGUCCAAAAGGCCUAUUUUGCUCCCACUAACAGAUGGCUUAAUGAGACCAAGACUCUGAGGACAAUCUGCAUCAUGGCCAGGAUCAGCUUGUCGUGCCUUUUCCCAGCUUCCUGGCAUUUCAGCCUGUCGUUCCAGAUGCUUCCCCGCCUCUUGCUCCCUUCAUUCAGGCAGCUGUUCCUCUUCGGCCUGCUCCUCUUCCUACUUGGAACCCUUUACCUGUUUCUUGUCAUUGGGAAGUUGCCUACCAGCUGGAUCACGAAGGAAAACCACUUCCACAGGCACCUGGCCCGGGUGACCGAUGUGGACGCGACAGAUACCAGCAACCCCCACCUAAACUACGGGCUGGUUGUGGAUUGCGGCAGCAGCGGCUCCCGGGUGUACGUGUACUGCUGGCCCAGGCACAACGGCAAUCCCCUCGAACUCCUGGAUAUUCGGCAAAUGAGAGAUCAAAACCGGAAGUCCGUGGUGAUGAAGAUCAAGCCAGGAAUAUCUGAGCUGGCUACAACACCAGAGAAGGCCAGCGACUACAUCCAUCCCCUGCUGAGCUUUGCAGCUGAACAUGUUCCCAAAAACAAGCACAUAGAAACCCCGCUCUACAUUCUAUGCACAGCUGGAAUGAGAAUUCUGCCUGUCAGUCAGCAGGAGGCUAUACUGGAAGAUCUUCGAACAGACAUCCCGGUCCACUUCAACUUCCUUUUCUCAGAUUCUCAUGUAGAAGUGAUUUCGGGAAAACAGGAAGGUGUCUAUGCAUGGAUCGGCAUAAACUUUGUCCUAGGAAGGUUUAACCAUGCACUCGAUGACGGAGAGGCGGUGGUGGAGAUUAAUGUCCCGAGCAGUGACCAGGAGGAGGCGCUGGUGAGAAAAAGGACUGCAGGUGUUUUGGACAUGGGCGGAGUUUCCACACAGAUCGCAUUUGAAUUGCCCAAAACUGUCAGCUUCACCUCUCCACAGCAGGAGGAAGCAGCCAAAAACUUACUGGCAGAGUUUAAUUUGGGGUGUGACGCCCAUCGCACCGACCACGUGUACCGUGUGUAUGUCUCUACCUUCCUGGAUUUUGGAGGAAACGCGGCGCACAGAAGAUACACGGAGAGCCUUAUGGGAAACACCGGACUCCGAAAUAAGGUGUUAGGUCAGCACGUUGGGGAGACGGCAGAGUCCCCCCUCCUGGACCCGUGUCUCCCUGCGGACCUGGAUGACGAGAUCAGUUGGUCUUCACAGAUGCUCCACCUGCGAGGCACUGGGGACUUUGACCAAUGCAGACGGGUUCUACAGCCUCUCCUCAACCGCACAAACGAGAACCAAACCUCCCUGAGCGGCGUCUACCAGCCAACCGUCGACUUCGGCAACAGCCAGUUCUUUGGUUUCUCUGAGUUCUACUACUGCACCGAGGACGUUCUACGCAUGGGCGGAGACUAUAAUGCUUCCAAGUAUGCUCAAGCUGCCAAGACUUACUGCGCCACUCCGUGGAAGACUCUGAGGGAACGCUUCGAUUCCGGCUUGUACGCCUCCCACGCUGACCUGCACAGACUCAAGAACCAGUGUUUCAAAUCCGCAUGGAUGUAUGAAGUGUUACACUCAGGUUUCUCCUUCCCCACCGACUACAAAAACCUGAAAACUGCAUCUUCGGUCUACGAUAAGGAGGUCCAGUGGACUCUCGGAGCUAUUCUCUUCCGAACACGUUUUCUGCCUUUGAGGGACAUCCAACAAGAAAGUCUGAAAGGGGUGCACUAUCAAUGGCGGCACAGCUUCUCCUUCAACAACCACUACUUACUCCUGGUCUGCGUCUUCAUCGUCCUCCUCUCCAUCGUGCUCUACUUACUGCGACUUCGCCGAAUACACCGGCGUCCCCCACAGCGCUGCUCGCCUUCGUCCGUGCCGUGGCUGGAGGGCGGCUUCGGAUCGCCGACGCUCCCCAUCAUUCUCUAAACCAGUGGUUCCCAAACUUUUUUUCACCAGGUACCACCUCAGAACACACUUGGCUCUCCAAGUACCGCUAUCAUCACAUACGUUAAAAUACAGUAGCGUAGUAGGCCUAAGUAUCCAUUAAAACAAAGCAGAGGUUUCAUUUAACAAGUAUAUUGAUGGUAUUUUCCGGACUAUAAGCCGUACCCACUACAUUUUAGAAGAAAAAAUAUGUUUCCAUAUAUUAGCCGCACUGGACUACAAGUAUAAACGUUGUGAAAUGAGUUAUUUACACAGAAAUGUUUUGUAAAUGUAAAUUGUUUUCAAACGGUGUCUGUAACACGGCAGUAAAACGGCUGAUCAAACAAAACCGAAGUCAUCAUCAUGGACCCACUAGCUGCGCAAUCUAGCUUUCCAAUCAGCUAAACAGACUUAGUAACUCCACGGUGACGUUUUGGUGAAUUUACUGAGGAAUUUGUGAAACUGAAACAAUACAAAAAGAACGCCAUUGUAAGUUAAUAAUACCAACACAGACACUCGUAAACGUGUUAGCGUAUUAGCUAAUGCCAACGACGCUUGCAUCCUUACAUAAAGAUAGCACGUACAAAUACGCAUGAAGACUCUCCUACAGACAUUUAGUAAGUAUAAACAAUUUUUGUUAUAUUGUUAAAACUAGAAACGUUGUGUGGAGUGAUGAAUUAGGAAUACGUACGAGUAGAAACGGUACGGAUGGCUAUAAGACGGAAGGGUACAUCCGGUUCAUAGCUUUAAACAACAGGAAACACUGUGUAGACGUUCACUCAACAGCACCUGCAGUGAUCGACCUCUUCCAAAAGAUGGCGCCAUAGCACAAACAAUAACACACCAUGUCAACGUAUUUGCGUGGGUUUUCUAAAAAGUAUCUGUAAUGAAGAAAAAUCUGUCUAUUAGCCGCAGAGUGCAAAGCGUAGGAAAAAAGUAGCGGCUCAUAGUCCGGAAUUUACAGUCGCACUUUGGCCACUGUAACAUCACUCGCAGUUUGAACGGUAACACUGUGUCUGAAUGUCAAAUUGGUUCUUUGGCGUACCACCACAGGUUGAGACUCACUGCUCUCCACUUCACCUCCACGUCGCAAUCUUCAAGAGUCUUCUACACAAAUGUGAACGAGGGAUCUCGGGCAGAAGGUCUGUUUGACUUUUUUUUGCUAAUUUUCCCAUAAAAGAGCAACUUUCUACAAAAGUUGUCCAUAUUACGUUUGUAGGCGUCUUUUCUGACGUGGGCAUUCACCUCCUGCUUUUUCAGGAGCACCUUUUUUUUUUAAAGCUGCAAAUGAGCACUUGUCCUUUCUACAUGCACCACAGGACGUCAUGAUAAUAAUAAUAAUGCUGGUACUGUUUAUGUUCUGAUCAUAUAUUGUGCAAUACCUGUCUUGUCACUGGACUCCUCGGUCUGGACUGCCAUUCUCACUCACACACUUUUUUGUCCUCUUGCCAAGCAUCGGGUGCUUGUGCGACUUUACAAUGUGCUUCGUUUUCGGAAGCGUGUGUGUGUGUGAGUGUGAGUGUGUGUGUGUGUUGUAUUUCUACCCUUCUUGAGACAUCAACAAGGAAAAGUACCUUCCAUAUGAGGACCGGUGAACAAGUUAGGACAUAAAUCAUGGUCCCAAUACGGAAAACCAUUGCAUCUAAUAGAGAGCCAAAUACUAGAGUCCGUGAACAUUGCUCCAAAGUCAGGAUUAUUGGUUGAUUUAAAGGCCUACUGAAACCCACUACUACCGACCACGCAGUCUGAUAGUUUAUAUAUCAAUGAUGAAAUAUCAACAUUGCAACACAUGCCAAUACGGCCGGGUUAACUUAUAAAGUGACAUUUAAAAUUUCCCGGGAAAUAUCCGGCUGAAACGUCGCGGUAUGAUGACGUAUGCGCGUGACGUAGUCAGUUUAACGGAAGUUAUGGUACCCCGUAGAAUCCUAUACAAAAAGCUCUGUUUUCAUUUCAUAAUUCCACAGUAUUCUGGACAUCUUUUGCAAUUUGUUUAAUGAACAAUGAAGGCUGCAAAGAAGACAGUUGUAGGUUGGAUCGGUGUAUUAGCAGCAGACUACAGCAACACAACCAGGAGGACUUUGUUGGAGAGCAGAAGCGCUAGCCGGCGACCUCACCUUGACUUCCUACGUCUCCGUGCCGCCAAACGCAUCGGGUGAAGUCCUUCGUCCUUCCGCCGAUCGCUGGAACGCAGGUGAGCACGGGUGUUGAGCAGAUGAGGGCUGGCUGGCGUAGGUGGAGAGCUAAUGUUUUUAGCAUAGCUCUGUGCGGUCCGGUUGCUAAGUAGGCUUCAAUGGCGUCGUUAGCACAGCAUUGUUAACCUUCGCCAGCCUGGAAAGCAUUAACCGUGUAUUUACAUGUCCACGGUUUAAUAGUAUUGUUGAUUUUCUAUCUAUCCUUCCAGUCAGGGGUUUAUUUUUUUUGUUUCUAUAUGCAGUAAAAGCACGAUGCUAUCACGUUAGCUCGUAGCUAAAGCGUUUCGCCGAUGUAUUGUCGUGGAGAUAAAAGGCACUGAAUGUCCAUUUCGCGUUCUCGACUCUCAUUUUCAAGAGGAUAUAGUAUCCGAGGUGGUUUAAAAUACAAAUCCGUGAUCCACAAUAGAAAAAGGAGAGAGUGUGGAAUCCAAUGAGCCAGCUUGUACCUAAGUUACGGUCAGAGCGAAAAAAAAUAUGUAUUUCACUGCAUUCUAGUCCGUCACUCUAACAUUCCUCGUCCACGAAUCUUUCAUCCUCGCUCAAAUUAUUGGGGUAAUGGUCCGAAUCGCUCUAGCUGCGUUGAAAACAAUAGGAAAAUAUGAGGGAGUGAACAACUGACAACGUCACGCAACGUAGGGGCAAGGCUUUUUUUUAUCAGAGACCAAAAGUUGCGAACUUUAUCGACGUUCUAUACUAAAUCCUUUCAGCAAAAAUAUGGCAAUAUCGCAAAAUGAUCAAGUAUGACACAUAGAAUGGAUCUGCUAUUCCCGUUUAAAUAAAAAAAUGUCAUUUCAGUAGGCCUUUAAUGUGCAUACAAAAGUAAACAUUGACAGGUGCAAAGGCAGCAAUAUAUGAUAAAACAAGAGGGCAGAUAAAGAAAGACUUCCCUAUUCAUCCACGAAACAACCCGCCAGGUGAACAGCUGAUUUUACCACUUCUGGUGCUGACGUAAGACAACCCGCGUCCCAUAUGUGACCAUUGGAUGAACAAAUACACUACGAUACUAAGACUAUAGUGGCCAUUAACAGUUAGCGUCUACAGCUGGGUUGCCCAAAGUGCGGAACAGGGGCCAUCUGUGGUCCGUGACUCCUUUGUCAUCGGCCUUAAGCACAUUACAAAUAACAAAAAAUAGAGAUCUCAUUUGCACUCAUUUAGUGGUGAAAUCUAUCAAAAUGAGGGUGGUCCCAAAAAGGAGGGAUUUUUUAAAUUGACUGUGUCGCUUUUAAAAGUACUCCCCCUUUGGUCAACACAUGAAAUAACAAGUGUGUAAAAAGUUGAAGUGCUCCCCCUCUGGCCAACAUAUGUAAUAACAAGUGUGUGUAAGAAAUUGAAAUGCCCCCCUUUGGCCAAAAUUUAUUUAAAAAAUGUA